Molecule: messenger RNA, 624 nt
Organism: Nomia melanderi (Alkali bee)
Lineage: Eukaryota; Metazoa; Arthropoda; Insecta; Hymenoptera; Halictidae
Gene: ND-B18
Product: NADH dehydrogenase (ubiquinone) B18 subunit
Cellular component (GO): respiratory chain complex I; mitochondrion
Source: RefSeq, a predicted model, not a curated record
UUUAAGAUUAACAAUAAGUCUGUGAUUUGAGGUAAGUUACGUAAGUUACUGUCGCCAGAUGUCAGUAUUACGCAAAGUGAACUAUCAGUUAUAUCGGAUACGUAUUGUUUCUGGUGUUGAGGUAUUAAUAUUUCUCAGCAACAAUGGGUAAUACUACAGCAAUACUCAGAGGUUGGAAUGAUUACCCGGAAGGUGAUGUGGUUCCGUCAUUUGACCCGAUGUUAGGAUUUCCAAACGGUCGUAAAGAAAGAGAGAUGCCUUUAACUUUACAAGAAAUGAGAGCUGCAAGAAUUCCAUUACGUUUCAGGGACUAUUGCGCACACAAAUAUUUAGAAUUAGAGGCAUGCAAAAGACAAAAUAUUCCUUUGCCCUAUUAUUGCAGACACGAGCGACAUGCUUAUGACGUGUGUCUGACGGAAGAUUAUAUGUUACGGACAAAAGAGUAUGAAAGAGAGCGCAGACUUCGUAGACGACAAAGGAAGCAAGAAAAAGCCGCGAGUGUAGCAGCAGCAGCAUCUUAAUUUAAUACUGAACAGCUGCUGGUUGUUUUAGAACUUAUACAUAUAUAGACGGCUGUAGAUAUAUAAGUUAUAAAUAAAUAUUACUUCUUCGUUCCAUUCAAAA